AUGAGCACACCAUUCCUGGACUUUGACUCGCCAUCGAUUGACCUGAGCUCUGAUGCAGCACAGUUGUUCGACAAAAACCAACAUCACUCCAACACCAUGGAUGCCACAUACGUAUCGGCAUGGGCACCACAACAGCUCGAACAUGAGCUGGCUUACCACCACUACCAACAAGAUCCAUAUCGCGUCCACAUCCGCCGGCUCUCGGCGCAAUAUGACCCCAUGAUGUUCCCAGUCGGCAUCCCAGACGUGAUGCAAAAGCCUUCCAUGUCGCUACCGAUGCUGCAAGUACCACUCCAGCAUCAGCAGUCGGACUAUCCCAUCGGCUGGCAGCCUCUCUACCACACGCCGGAAGAACAUCGCCACUGGUCACCACUGUCGCGGGUCUCAUCUUCAUCCGGCUUUGACAACACAUGCAGCCCACCCAGCCACCAUGGCAGCAUGAGUCCCGCAAUGGCGACAGAGGUGCUGGCUAGCAUGCUUCGCGAACAAGAUAUGUAUUCGUCGCCUGUGUCAGUGCAUGGGGCCUACCCGGGCAUGUCUGCGACUGCCAUGUCAAGCACCGGUACUUACGCGGUGCAGGCGCCUCAUGUGAUUCCAAGUCAGCACUUCAGCAUGAGAGAUUUCGACUGCUAUUCCAGUGAUGGCGAGGAGCCACCGCUGAUUGAUGCUGAAGAGCUGUACGCAAACCAAGCUUACCAGGUUCCGGCGCCCGUCGAACCUGAGCCUGCUUCGAGUCAUCGGACAGCAGCCUUGAAGGUAGCGGACGAGCCCAGCGUGCCGUCCUUGCAGGAGGCUGCUUCCCAGACAGUUCUCAGCGUCUCUGUUGCCGAAGAACCCAUCCCACCAGCCUCAACGUCCAACAAGAGCAAGGCGCGACCUACCUCAUCCAGCAAGACCAACCCACGCAAGCACGCUCGCAGCCCAUCAACAGCUUCUGCGUCAUCCGAGCCUCUACAAACGGCCCCUUCUGCAAAGAAGCGACGCAUCGCUUCUAUAAGCUCGCUUAAGAGAACCAUAUCAGCCCCCACGGCCCCCACCACCAAGUCAAAGCCUCUACUACCCUGCCCCUUCCACGCCUUCGCUUGCCCGGCCGUCUUCCCGUCGAAGAACGAAUGGAAGCGCCAUACCUUGUCGCAGCACCUUCGCUUGGGCUUCUAUCGGUGUUCCUUGGGGUCCUGCGCGAUUGAUCAUCCGAGUGGGGUGACGCAGGCGAGGGGCUAUAACGACUUCAACAGAAAGGAUCUGUUUGUGCAGCAUUUGAGGCGGAUGCAUGCUGACGAAUGUCCGGGCAUUGUAGCUAAAGACGAGGAGCACCAAGCCAUGGGAGUGAGUGGCAGGAGAAAGACGUCGAAGGCAAAAAGUAAGAAAGGGAAAGCAGGGCGUAAGACUGAAGAUGCCGGAGAGUUGGACGAGGCGUGGUUGGAGCAGGUAAGGCGGGAGGCUUGGAUCUCUGUUCGGCUUGCGCCUGGUGGGGAUGCGCUUGUCGGAUGUGGGUUCUGCAAGGAGAAGUUCGGCUGCAGGCUUGCUGAUGCCGGAGAGUCUGACAGUGAUGACGACGGCAGCGAUGCAGAGUCCUCGGCAGAUCAUCGUCAUCCUCGAAAGCGCCGCCGACAACAGAAGAUCUCUCACGCCAUCACGGGCGAAGAAGGCAAAGGCGCAGACGUCGCCAUGUGGGAGAAGCGCAUGGAGCAUGUCGCUGCCCACUACGCCUCAGGCGCGAAGGUGGAGGAUGAGGUCCUCGAUGAGGGCUUCAAGAAUUGGGCCAUCAACCAGCGCUUGGUCGUCUGGUCUGGUAGCUUUGAUGGCAGUGGAAGUUGGGUUCUACGAGAGAUUGCUGAAGGCGUCGAUACGGCUGGUCAUCAAGGGGUGGUUGGUCGUGAUUAUUCACACCCGUACGGUGAGCACGAGCCGGCGAAGACGGGUGGGAGGAGGAAGGGAAAGAACUCGUUGGCCAAACAUCGUGCCCAGCGAGGCCGCAACGACACGUGGGCUAUGGGGCCGGUGGUAGGAGCGAAUGGAUCUGGUGUGGUCUCUGAUCCGGGCACCUUUGGUGCCGUGGCGAGGAAGAGUGAGAGGCUGUUGGUGAGUGGGACGAAGCGGAAGUACGUUGAGUCUGAUGAAGAGGAUGAGGAUGAGGUGUCGUCUGUGGAUGAUCAGGGCUCUUGGGGACGCAACAAGAGAGUGAAGAUCAAGGAGGAGGUCGUCGUGCAGGAGGACUUGGAUGAGGAGGAGGAUGUGGAAGCCUCGGAGAGCGAUGCUGAUGGAGAGGACGACUACUGA
Molecule: messenger RNA, 2280 nt
Organism: Cyphellophora attinorum
Lineage: Eukaryota; Fungi; Ascomycota; Eurotiomycetes; Chaetothyriales; Cyphellophoraceae
Exons: 1
Coding region: 1-2280 (759 amino acids)
Molecular function (GO): DNA-binding transcription factor activity
Source: RefSeq, a predicted model, not a curated record